AUGAGAGGAUUGAGUAGUAAAUCUCUUUUCAGUGUAGGUCGAGUUACAGUAACAUCAUCAGGUACUACCAGAGCAUUAUCGAUAUCAGCUCCAUUGAUGUUUCAAAAUACAAGAUGCAUGUUUCAGAAACAACAACCACUGAAGGAUAACAAGAACGAACCAGAAACAAAAGACAAGAAACCUAAAAAAGAUGCAGACAAGGAAGCGGAGGAGUUUGAAAGAGAAAUGAGGAAGGAACUUGAAAAGAGGAUAAAGAAGCAAAAUCCUAAUAUUGAUGAGAAGAACAUUAAGAUUUAUCAAAUCAAUCGAGAACAAAUGAUUCGUGGUGCUGCUAUGUUUGCCAUGUUCACAUUUCUUAUGACAUUACUUUUAUUAAGUGAUGUUUCUUCUGCUGAAAAUGAGUUGACAUUCCAAGAUUUCAAAAUUAACUAUUUGGAACGUGGUCUUGUUACUAAAAUGACAGUUAUCAAUAAAUAUAUUGUUGAAGCUGAAUUAAUCCCAGGUGCUAUCUCAACUCAAACUCACACUGGACCUCAUGGGGUACCAAUUGUAAUGUUCACUAUUGGUUCAGUAGAAUUCUUUGAAGAUGAAAUGAAUAAAAUUCAAGAUAAGUUGGGUAUUCCACUUGAUGAAAGGUUACCUAUUCAUUACACUGAAAGAGGUCUGUGGAUGAAUUGGAUAUUACCCAUUCUUCCAACAGUUUUAUUGAUUGGUGGAUUAUGGUAUAUCACUAUUAAAAGAGCCCAAGCUCCCGGUGGUGGAGCUGGUGGGUUAUUUAAGAUUGGGAAAUCGAAAGCCAAACUUUUCAAUCAAGAAACAGAUGUUAAAAUAAAAUUUAAGGAUGUAGCUGGUUGUGAAGAAGCAAAGGAAGAAAUCACCGAAUUUGUCAAGUUUUUACAAGAUCCAGCAAAAUAUGAAAAAUUAGGUGCUAAGAUUCCAAGAGGUGCUAUUUUAUCUGGUCCGCCAGGUACUGGUAAAACCUUAUUGGCAAAAGCUACUGCUGGUGAAGCCGGUGUUCCCUUUUUAUCAGUUUCUGGUUCUGAAUUUGUGGAAAUGUUUGUUGGAGUUGGUGCCUCGAGAGUUCGUGAUUUGUUUAAAACUGCCAGAGAAAUGGCUCCUUCUAUUAUAUUUGUUGAUGAAAUAGAUGCCAUUGGUAAAGAAAGAGGUAACGGAAGAAUGGGUGGUAAUGAUGAAAAGGAAAAUACAUUGAAUCAAUUACUUGUAGAAAUGGAUGGAUUUGAAUCUGGUGAUCAUGUUGUUGUUUUAGCUGGUACCAAUCGUCCUGAUAUUUUGGACAAAGCCUUAUUGAGACCUGGGAGAUUUGAUAGACAUGUGAAUAUUGAUCUUCCUGAUGUUGAAGGUCGUAAGGAUAUCUUCAAGGUUCAUUUAUCCAAAAUUUCUCUUAAAUCCGAUGAAGAUAUUAAAGUCUUACAUAAAGAUCUUGAUUUUAAUAAAUUUCAAGAGUUGAAAAAGGAAGCUGUUGACAAUUUAGCCGGAAGAUUAGCAGCAUUAACUCCUGGUUUUGCUGGUGCAGAUAUUGCCAACUGUUGCAAUGAAGGAGCCUUAAUUGCUGCUAGAGAAAAUGCUACAUCUGUUGAUAUUCAUCAUUUUGAACAAGCCAUUGAAAGAGUUAUUGCUGGAUUAGAGAAGAAAUCCAAAGUGUUAACACUUGAUGAAAAGAAAACUGUUGCAUAUCAUGAAGCUGGACAUGCUAUAUGUGGAUGGUUUUUAGAAUAUGCUGAUCCACUUGUUAAAGUAUCAAUUAUCCCUAGAGGACAAGGUGCUUUAGGAUAUGCACAAUAUUUACCUAAGGAUCAAUAUUUGAUCUCUGAAGAACAAUUUAAACAUCGUAUGACAAUGGCAUUAGGAGGUAGAGUUAGUGAAGAGUUACAUUUUGAAAGUGUUACAAGUGGAGCCUCUGAUGAUUUUAAAAAGGUAACUCAAAUGGCUCAACAAAUGAUAUUGAAACUUGGAAUGUCCCCCAAAUUAGGUAAUAUCACAUAUGAUAAUGGUGAUAAUGGAGGACUUAGAGUUCACAAUAUGUAUUCUGAAUCAACAGCCAGAACUAUUGAUACUGAAGUUAAAAGAUUAAUUGAUGAUGCAUAUGUUGCAUGCCAUAAGAUUUUAACUGAGAAACUUGAUUUGGUUGAUAAGGUUGCCGAAGAAUUGUUUAAGAAGGAAGUGUUAACCAGAGAAGACAUGAUAGCUAUCUGUGGACCCAGACCAUUCCCUGAAAGAAAUGAUGCUUUUGACAAAUAUAUUACCGGACAAGAUGCAUUCAAGAGACCUGAAAAGAAGAAUAGAGAAGAUGACAAUAAUAAUUAG
Lizanozyma spartinae is the source of this 2325-nucleotide messenger RNA. RefSeq names its product AAA family ATPase (gene AFG3). The record is from RefSeq and is a predicted model, not a curated record. NCBI's taxonomy places the organism in Eukaryota, Fungi, Ascomycota, Pichiomycetes, Serinales, Debaryomycetaceae. Gene Ontology annotation, cellular component: m-AAA complex; membrane. The transcript has a single exon. Gene Ontology annotation, biological process: protein-containing complex assembly; mitochondrial protein processing. Bases 1 to 2325 code for a protein of 774 amino acids. Gene Ontology annotation, molecular function: ATP binding; ATP hydrolysis activity; metalloendopeptidase activity.